Halteromyces radiatus is the source of this 492-nucleotide messenger RNA. RefSeq lists its product as uncharacterized. The transcript has 3 exons. The record is from RefSeq and is a predicted model, not a curated record. Bases 1 to 492 code for a protein of 163 amino acids. NCBI's taxonomy places the organism in Eukaryota, Fungi, Mucoromycota, Mucoromycetes, Mucorales, Cunninghamellaceae.
AUGUCGUUUAACCAAGGAACAAGUUCCAGCAAAGGAAAGAAAAGAGCUUUUGACUAUGAAAACAGCUCUGAAGAAAAUACUCUCUUACGAAUGCUUCCAGAUUCUUCUUUUUUGGGCUUUUUGAACAACUCUGACGAUGAUGUAAUUGAAGGCUUCUCUACUCAAUCUUCUUCAUUUCCUCAAUCUUCUUCAUUUCCUCAAUCUUCUUCUGUUCCUCAAUCUUCUUCUGUUACUCAAUCUUCUUCAGCACAAGGAAGCUACUUUUCUUUGAUGAGCUUGGACACUGUAACAAGUGAUAAAACGGAAAUCAAGCUAAGUAAAGUCUGGAAUGUAUUUACAAGAAUGAAUUGGAAUGACAAGACGAAGGGUGCUCUCAAGGCCACAAAAUUUUUUUGGGGGGAUCCAAAUCGUACUCUUCGAAAUGAGAUGUCGCCCAAUUUGAUUUUCAAUGUCGCAGUAUUUGUCGUUGGAGUUGGCGCACCUAAUGAAUAA